UUAGGGAGUGAGUCACGGGGAGGAAAGGCAGGUGCAGGGAACAUGGUCAGUGAGCUUCUGACAGUGUGGUCGGGGGACCCUCGUGCUGAGCCCAGCGUAACUACAGACCCGUCCAAUCACUAUGUUGUACGCCUGAAACUAACAUAACUUUGCGUGCCAACUGUAGCCAAUUUUUUUAAUUUUUUCAAACUUUGGGGGCACCCGGGUUUCAGCUCAGGUCAGACCUCACGGUCUGGGAGUUCGAGCCCCGCAUCGGGCUCUGUGCUGACAGUGCGGAGCCCGCUGGGGAUUCUCUCUCUGCCUCUGUCUCUGCCCCUCCCUUGCUCACGCUGUCUCAAAAUAAAUUUAAAAAAAAAAAAACUUGAAAAAUGUUAAAUAUCUACAAGAGCUCAUAGGAGAAAGCAAAGUCUCAGAAGGGAGCGAUCGAUAAAUGCAGCCAGUGCCGUCUGAUGCCAACUCAGGGCAGGCACAGCGUGUGCUCCUGGGGUCCUGGGCCCCUCUGAAGGGAGCAGCAGGCAGAAGGUAGGUUCCCCACACCGGCUUGCAGAUUCGGGACGGUCGCCCCGUGCUGGGCCAGAACGGAGCUUGGCCAACGCAGACGUGGUGAGCAAAGCCCCAGCCACUGACAUCCUACCUCUCACGCUGGGCUGCAGCUUCUGUCCUGUGCAGACAGGGGCCAUGGCCGAACACUUUAAAGAAGUAAGCAGGUGUCUCGUGUGCCUGGCCUACCUCAAAACGCCCAUGUACCUGAAAUGUGGCUACGUCUGCUGCCUGCGGUGCCUGGAUUCGCUGCAGAGAGAGCCCGACGGGGUGGGCCUACUGUGCCCCUCCUGCUCUGUGGUCUCUCAGAAGGAGGACAUCAGGCCCGGAAGCCAGCUUGGGAGGCUGGUUGCAAAGAUCAAGGAGUUAGAGCCCCAGCUGCGAGCUGUUCUACGGAUGAACCCAAAGAUACGCAAGUUCCAAGUGGACGUGACCUUGGACGUUGACACGGCCAACGGCUACCUCGUCAUUUCUGAGGACCUGAAGAGUGUCCACUGCGGGUAUUCCAGACAGAACCGGACGCCCCGGGCCGAGAGAUUCGACUAUGCCCUCUGUGUGCUGGGCUCCCCUGGGUUCUCCUCUGGCCGCCACUACUGGGAGGUGGACGUGGGGACCAGCAAGGAAUGGGACGUGGGUGUUUGCAGAGACUCUGCUCAUCGGCAAGGGCCGGUUCUGCUGUCCUCAGAGUUUGGCUUCUGGACGGUGGGUCUGAGGACAGAUCUCUUCCAAGCCGGCACCAUGCCUGUGACUGUUCUCUCGGUGAGCCCCCGGUUACACCGCGUAGGGGUCUUCCUGGAUAGGAAUUUUGGCACCGUUUCCUUUUACCACGUUAGCGACGGAUCCCACAUUUUCACAUUCACUGAAAUUCCUGCCGCGGAGACGCUGCGUCCGUUUUUUGCUCCUGGGAAUCCGACCACGGACGGGCAAGAAGUCCUGAGAAUCUGCCCUGUGAGGAGCCCAGGCGUUGCCAGCAACCCCGCGGGUUCUGGGCAGAGCAAACGAACCUCCGAUGCAGAACAUUUGUAGAGAAUUCCCGUGUGCUCACAGCUGGAGCCGGGAACUCUCCUGCGGGUUACGUGCGUGGUGCAGACGUGGCAGGAAAACACGCAACGGCUGGUGACUCGUGAACGCUAAUUACAUGAAAGCAUUUAAGCGUCAGCACAGUUGUUUCUCUGGGGACUCGUUCCUAUUUCGGUUCCGAUGACUGGGUUCUGGGUUUUCACAUCAGUUUCUGAGUGUUUUUUAUUUUCUGCAGUAUUAACUUAGUGUGCAAUGGAGGUUAUAAACGAAGUAAAAACUUGGAUGUGACCCAACGGGUUAAUUGACUUUCUAGGUGAUAUGUGGGCCAAGAC
Messenger RNA from Acinonyx jubatus (cheetah), 1892 nucleotides. It is a transcript of the gene RFPL4A, whose product is annotated as ret finger protein like 4A. NCBI's taxonomy places the organism in Eukaryota, Metazoa, Chordata, Mammalia, Carnivora, Felidae. The transcript has 3 exons. Gene Ontology annotation, molecular function: protein binding. Bases 679 to 1566 code for a protein of 295 amino acids. The record is from RefSeq and is a predicted model, not a curated record.